AUGGCGGCGGUGGCGGAGGGCGCGCCCGCGGCUUCCGCGCAGGCGGCGGCUUCCGCGGCGGCCAAGGAGGCGGAGUACCGCAAGGACGUGCAGAAGCUGGUGGACCUGCUCUCCAAGCUGAACCCGGCCGCCAAGGAGUUCGUCCCGUCCUCCGCGGCCGCCACGCCCAGGAAGGGCCUGUCGGCGGACGCGCCGGUGUUCUACUACGGCCCGAUCGGAGGCCGGAGCGCCGGGAUCGGCGGGUACCCCGGCAGCGCCGACGCCGGGUACAUUGGGUACCAGCAGCGCAUGCAGAGAAGGAAUUUUGUAGAUAAUGAGAGGAGGAAUGUAUACAUCAACCAUGGGAGGAGGAGGACAAAUGAGAGGGCGAGGCGUGCAGACAGGGAAGAGAGCAUCCGACGAACCGUUUAUGUCUCUGAACUCGACCAUACUGUGACAGAGGAAAGACUUGCUGAAACCUUUGCUAACUGCGGGCAAGUUGUCGAUUGCAGAAUCUGUGGUGAUCCACAUUCUGUUAUGAGGUUUGCAUUCAUUGAGUUUUCUGGUGAAGAGGGGGCUAGAGCUGCACUUAACCUUGGUGGCACAAUGCUUGGGUUCUACCCCGUUAGAGUCUUGCCUUCAAAGACAGCUAUCUUACCUGUGAAUCCAAAAUUUCUUCCAGCGACGGAGGAUGAGAAGGAAAUGGUCAUACGGACGGUUUAUUGUACAAAUAUAGAUAAGAAGGUUACUCAAUUAGAUGUAAAGAGUUUCUUUGAAGAACUUUGUGGUGAGGUCUCUCGUUUGAGACUUUUAGGCGACAAUGUACAUUCAACAAGGAUUGCUUUUGUUGAGUUUGUCAAUGCUGAGGGUGCCAUCCAGGCUCUGAACUGCAGUGGGAUGAUUUUGGGCACACUGCCAGUCAGGGUGAGCCCUUCCAAGACCCCGGUGAAGCCCCGUCUAAAUCGGGUGGUGUCAAACUGA
This is a messenger RNA of Triticum turgidum subsp. durum (durum wheat), 960 nucleotides long. The record is from the annotation of a GenBank genome assembly. NCBI's taxonomy places the organism in Eukaryota, Viridiplantae, Streptophyta, Magnoliopsida, Poales, Poaceae.